AUGUCGGCUAUUGCAAAUGAUCAAUAUGAUGAGGCUAUACGGAUAGUGACCCGUGUUAUUGACACAUCAACAGAUAAAAAACAAAUUAUUGAUGGUUUAAAAAAUAGAAUUAAAGCUGCGUUUGAGAACAACGAUUUUCAAAGUAAGAAAUAUGUUGAAACACUCAAAUAUAACAAUCUUAAUUUAACUCUUCGUUUAGUGGUCCUCAAAGAUUGUAAACGGUUGAAAGAUAUUGAUUAUCCAUUGGACAACGAUAAACGUUUCUUAAUGUUCAUGUUGUAA
Rotaria sp. Silwood1 is the source of this 282-nucleotide messenger RNA. The record is from the annotation of a GenBank genome assembly. NCBI's taxonomy places the organism in Eukaryota, Metazoa, Rotifera, Eurotatoria, Philodinida, Philodinidae.